AUGCCCGCGCGCACAGGCUGUCCUACGGACACGCCAGAAAACAGUGCUGCUGCAGCGCCUCCUGGGGAAGAUGAGCCACCCCUAGUGCACAGCGGGUGCCGAGAAACUCCACCAUCGGCAACCGAAUCGGGGCCCGGUUUGCAGGAAGAAGGGAGCACUGGUACAGCGCGGACUCCUUCGGAGACCGGCACUGCCCUCGUCUCGCGCGGUGAGUCCCGGGCCGCGGUGCACCUCCGCUCGCCUGCCACGGUUCAGCACAGCACCGGCGCCCUCAUCCCCCUCAACCCAACAACACGGCGCAUUGCCGUCGGCAUCGCCAAGGCAGGCAUCUCCAUCGCGGAUGGCUUUCUUCUCUCCAGCAGCGCUGUCCUCAACCCGGUCAUAUCGGCGUCGUUCGUCGUUUACGAGUCGGUGAAGGUGGUGCAGGCGUACCGUCACGGCGAACUCACCUCCCUUGGCUAUCGCACCACCAAGGGUGACGUCGCCCUCCGCAUCGGAAAAGAGCUCGCCACUAUGGGCCUUGGUAUGGCGGUCGGCCACGGAGUGGGUGCCCUCAUCGGUCUCAGCGCGAUCCCUGUGGCUGGCCAGUUCGCUGUGGCGACAGUUCUGUCCGUCGGGCUAGGCGCCUGCAUCGGCACGCUUCUGACGCACUACGUCGAUCGUUUCAUGGUGCGUCUCCAGCUUCGCAACCAGUAUGGGUACCCCAUGGAUGAGCGCGGCACGCGCCGGCGGUUUGAGGUGCUGAUGGAGCGUCGCCACGACCUGUCCACACUGGAGACGUGCCGCGUUGUGCAGCAUUACGUCGACUACCGUGUGGCGAGCGGGUGGGAGAGCGCAAACGACCUGGACGACUACAGGGCCUCGGGCGACAUCACACGCAUGCCCGUCUCUCUGCAGCACUUUGCCGUGGUCCAACUUCAGCGAAAGUGGGGCUUCGUGAAGGAGCGGGCGCAGUGCCGGCAGAUCUACCGAGCCUUGUUGCUGCUGCAUCACCCGGAUCGCGGCGGGUCUACCGAGCUGGCGGCGCAGCUGAACAAAGACUUCGAGUUCUUUGCCUUCUGCCAGGGGUGGGACAGCGACUGCGCGUCCCUGCUGCGCAGUGCGCAAAGCAGUUCCGCGACUGCGGCACCCGCCGAUGGCGCCUCGCGGCGGCGUCGUGGCAGCGUCAUCGUGGACUACCUCCGCUCACUCUUCCGACCGACAACGAACUCGCGCGUCAGCGCCAACGACCUGCACCAGUUUGGCCUGCUGGCCUUGGAGGCUGGAACCCCGGCUGAGAUGCACCGCCGCGACGUCACUGCCGCGCUUUCCUCAUUGCCCGCCGCCGGCGCAGCAGGUGACGGGAGCGAUGAGGCGGGACCAGAGAAGUGCGGGAGUCUUGGCGACAUUGACAGCUUUAGCGACGGGGACGGAGACGAGUACGAGGACAUCGUGGCGGUGGCAGCGGUGCGCCAGCGCAGCGUCACACGUGUGCUGCGUGCCCUACACGAGGUCUACACGGCCACCGCCGAAGCCAUCACGUUUUCCGGGCUCAUCCAGGUCUCUGACGAUACAGAUCGGUGGUCCCAGCUGCACCAAGAUGUGAGCCUCUUUCAGCGACUGCAGUACUUCAUCUCCUUGCACGCCCAGGCACCGGCAGCGAAUAACCACCGCGAAGAGGCACAGUCGCUGGGUGCGAAGCAGUACAUCUUCCGCAGCUUCCGCUGGUCGACUGUGCAGGAGGCGGUGGCGAAACGGGAGGAGGCCCGCAGCGCCAUCGUCACCGCCGUCUUCACGCGGGAAACAAGUCAGCAGCUCACCUCCCUGCUGGAGCUGUGGCGCACCGCCAAGGCAAUGGCGGAGAGCUACUUCCGCGCCUGCCAGCAACGCGAGGCGGACGGUCGCCCAGCCACAAGCCGAAACGAAGACGAAGGUCGGCAGACGCUAGACGCACUCCUCCGCAUUCACACGCAGAUUGAGGCAGCUGGCACGGCAGCGCGGGAGCCGUGGGAGGGGCGCAUGGAGGAGUGGGCCACGCGGACGGUGUCAGGUUUUUCGUCCUUCAUGGAGGACGUGAAGGAAGUGGGCCUGACGGCGAGCAACGCCCUUGCGGCCGAGUACGCGGCCCACGUCUUUGCGUCUGUGCGGCAGCAGUGCAGCGAGUACUUCAAGGCAUGGAGUCGAAAGCAGGACACACUGCAAACUCUUCUGGCGGAACUGCAGCUGGAGUACAACGCACUGCGAGGUGCUGCGCAGGGAAGCAGCGGUGGCAGCCCGUCUUCAACGGCACCGGGUUUCGCCUGCGGUCCUGAGGCCCCAAAGCGAAUCGACGACUAUCAAACCCAGCUCCUCCUCCUCCACAAGCAAAUGGCGGAGGUGGACAUGGGCGUGGCAGAGUGGGCAAACACCUGUGCUGCCCACUUUCCAGAGCUCACGACAACGAUGCUUCAGCUGCCGUCCACGUGCGUUGAAAGCGUCGUCGGAAUGGGAAAAGACGGUCCCGCUGGCGGGAGCAGUCCGAAUGAGGCGGCUCUGCCAGGGCAUGGCUGGACCCCUCGCUUUCUCGCCUUCGAGCGUGAGCGCACCCUCCUCCACUACGCGCGCGUCGAGGUCGAGCCCGUGAACCCGUUUGACCCGUUUACCUCUCGGCUCCCUUCACACGACCCGUCCGACGCUGCUGAGUGGGAAAGGCAGGUGGUGAGCGGGGAGGAGAGCGACGCCAUUGGCGCACUCCUGCGCAGCUUCGAGGCAAACGAGGCCAUCGAGGACGCGGUCGUGGGCCGACACGGGGUCGGGAUGACGCUCCUUCAGGCGCUGUACAACGACCCACUCACGGGGGAAAGUACGCCGUGCUGGCUGAAACGCUACUCCUUUGCCGGUGUACAGAACAGGGAGGGCGUGGCGAGCCUUCGUGCUCUCGCACAGCGCAUCCUGGCUGAGGAGGUGGCCGUCUCAGCCGCGUGCAGCAGUGACUGGGUGGUAUCGGCUCGUGACAUCUUCUACAACCGCGAGCGUCACGAGAUCUUUGUGCACUACGUGCGUGGCGCGACACAGCAGCGUUUUCGUUCCGUCAACGACGUGCGGCGCCAGGUGGAGCCGCUCGGCCUACGAUGGUUGCACGACGUUCUGGAGUGCGUGGCGUGUCUGCACGCCUGUCAGCUCGCACACGGGCACAUCCGCCUCAGUGCCUUUACCUACGAUGAUUUCGGCAACACGGCCCUUGGCGUCUUCUACCCCACCUGGAAAGGCCUCAAUUCCGUCAGCCCCGCGCCAGCCGAAGAGCCCAGCGAUGCUGCCACGCCGGCGCCGAGCCUCACCGACCGCCAGCACUACGAUGUCAUUGACGUUGGCAUCAUGCUGCUUACGGAGCUGCUGCCUCUCUUCACGGCGCGUAGCGGCUCUUCCACCCCACCGCCUGCUACUGCGUUCUCCGCGCUGACUCUGUCACCCACCUCGAGACACCCGCCGCCUCUUCCCGGCUGCGGCAGUACGGAGGCGGACGCUGCCUCGGAUGACAUGGUGCGUGUCAUGGAAGCCGUUGCGGCUCACCUCGUAGGGAAGGAGGAACCGCGCUGGUCGCUGCUGGACGCACGACAGUUUGUGCGCCGUUUCCAGCAGCUCCGCUCUGGCGACCUCGCCAUCUUUUCGAAGCAGGUGGCGUACCCCGCCUCCUGGGCAAUUCGCUGUGCUGUACCACCGGUGCAGCUCGUCGCUGUGAACGCAACGCCGUUCCGCUUUCCAGCCACCCUAACGGCGUCAGCCGCCACAGUGCGAGUUUACCACAACCGCCAUGUCUCGCUAUGGGAGACGUACUGGCGGUGUCGGCACCAGAUGACCACGCUGCACCGCGGUAGCCACAUGCUCCCGUCCGUGGUCACGCAAACCCCUCCACUUCUCUUGUGCAGCGACGACUUCGAGGUACAUGAACGCUACCUAUGGUGCGCGUGCACACACGAGGAGGUGGCGUGGGAGCGCUGCCAAGACGGCUUCCGCUCCUUGCGACGCGACGCGACUCAGCUCACACUCGGCAACGAUAUGCUGCCCUUCUCGCUUGUCGCACCCUCAGUCCGUCCUGGCGGUAGUGCUGAACUGUGGGGUGUCAUCUGCCGCGCGACGCUCGGAACAACCCUUGAAGAGACGGAGGAGGAGUUCGCCGCUACGGAGAGCAAGACGGACAUGGCCACAGCGCAGUACAACAAGCUGUCAUAUGCUGCCCAGCGCCGUAGCCACCUCGUCACACGGCCGCACGCGAAGCAAGAACAACAGGCAGAGCCCCCGUUGGCAAUCUGGGUGCCAUCCCCGUGGGCCCGAUGUUAUCCCGAAUAUAUUGUCCACAUUUCGUGGCUGUGA
Molecule: messenger RNA, 4329 nt
Organism: Leishmania mexicana MHOM/GT/2001/U1103
Lineage: Eukaryota; Euglenozoa; Kinetoplastea; Trypanosomatida; Trypanosomatidae
Exons: 1
Coding region: 1-4329 (1442 amino acids)
Biological process (GO): protein import into mitochondrial matrix
Cellular component (GO): PAM complex, Tim23 associated import motor
Molecular function (GO): ATPase activator activity
Source: RefSeq, a predicted model, not a curated record